Molecule: messenger RNA, 445 nt
Organism: Cynocephalus volans (Philippine flying lemur)
Lineage: Eukaryota; Metazoa; Chordata; Mammalia; Dermoptera; Cynocephalidae
Product: dynein light chain Tctex-type 1-like
Exons: 1
Coding region: 16-357 (113 amino acids)
Biological process (GO): microtubule-based movement
Cellular component (GO): cytoplasmic dynein complex; cytoplasm
Molecular function (GO): dynein intermediate chain binding
Source: RefSeq, a predicted model, not a curated record
CGAGCAGGAGGAAAGAUGGAGGAUUACCAGGCUACGGAGGAGACUACUUUCGUUGUUGAUGAAGUGAGCAACAUUGUAAAAGAGGCUAUAGAAAGCGCAAUUGGCGGUAAAGCUUACCAACACAGCAAAGUGAAUCAGUGGACCACAAACGUAGUAGAACAAACUUUAAGCCAACUCACCAAGCUGGGGAAACCAUUUAAAUACAUUGUGACCUGUGUAAUUAUGCAAAAGAAUGGAGCUGGAUUACACACAGCAAGUUCCUGCUUCUGGGACAGCUCUACUGAUGGGAGCUGUACUGUGCGAUGGGAGAACAAGACCAUGUACUGCAUUGUCAGCACCUUCGGACUGUCUAUUUGACCACCUCAGCCAGCCUGCGACCUUCCUCCCUUUGUCUCGACAUUUCUAUUCCAUCUUCUAAUGUCCAACAUGAUAUUCGAUGAACGCU